This is a messenger RNA of Aspergillus oryzae RIB40, 2157 nucleotides long. Its product is annotated as putative chitin synthase activator (Chs3). The transcript is spliced from 2 exons. The record is from RefSeq and is a predicted model, not a curated record. Bases 1 to 2157 code for a protein of 718 amino acids. Gene Ontology annotation, molecular function: protein binding. Lineage: Eukaryota; Fungi; Ascomycota; Eurotiomycetes; Eurotiales; Aspergillaceae.
AUGCCUCGACAGCCGCCCCCUGGCUCCGCUGGACGGGGUAGGGGAGACUACCCCGGUGGUCCCGUAAGGUCUGCGAGCCAAGGGCGCCCGUCGACCGGACAGUCUGAUCGGAGCGAGCGAUCUUAUACCGACCCAAAUGGACCCCCACCGGUACCGCAUAUCAAUAGAAGCGCAACGAUGCCUGUUACAGCUGCACCGCCAAUGACACCACCGGUCGCACCGCCCGUGGCUAAGCCAAUGUAUCCUGGACAAGCGACAUACCAAGACCCCUCAUUUGCCACGAAAGCCAAUGCCCAUAAGUCUCUCCAUGUCGACGCAUUACUGGAUAGCUAUUAUAGCACGGCCCAUGCAGAUGAACCCGAUAUGCCUAAUUUCGACGCUAUGCCGGAUGGCGGCCAAGGUGGUGCAAUCGACGAAAGUUUAUUCGGAUUAGAACAACCGAAACCAAAAACACCUGCUCCUUCCGCUCCCCAGGGUCAAUAUGCGGCAUUCAACCCACAGCCUACCGAAGUUCAUCAUGUCCAAUCCCAGCCGGAGAUGAGGCCAGGGGUUGUGCCAAAUCAAUUCGAGAAUGCAGGCUUCCACUUCGACCUCCCUGCAUCAGCACCCGCUGCACAGCACCAGGAGAGAAUGGAGUACGGGUUCGGUCAUGAGGACCCCAUGCAGACUCCGCACCAACAACAGCAUGGUAGCUGGGGGUCGCAAAUGAAUGCAUACCCCGAUGGACAAACUGGAUACGUAGGCCGCGAUGGCUCCAUUCGCAGCAAUGGACCUCCUCAGUCAUACCGCGCCAACCAGCCCGCAUAUGGGAAUGAAGCGCCGCCACCAGUAAUGAAUCAGAUGGACCCGGUAGAUCCCGAGCAAAACCCUGAUGCGUUACCCCAUCAUCCGGCGCCUUUCCGGCCCGGACAUGAUCAGGGUAACAAGCCAGCACCUGUACGCCAGUACAACAGCGCCACUGACUCCGCACCACCUGUUGUUGCGCAGCAAGGCCCUCCGGUUGAUCCACCCGCCGGACCCGUGACACAAGAAGAACUUCAACAAUUGCAGCGGGUGGCCAAGAGCAAUCCUUCGGACAAGAAGACCCAGUUGUUACUCGCCCAGAAACUAGCCGAGGCCUCAGUGGUACUGGUUGAGAGUAGUCGAUUAGAUCCCAAGUCCAAGGCGAAAGCGAGGGAGAAGUAUGCGAUGGAUGCGUACAAAAUCGUCAAAAAGCUUGUGUCCAGCGGAUACGCUGACGCGCAGUUUUUCCUGGCGGACUGCUACGGUCAAGGAAUACUGGGUCUUCAGGUUCAUCAUAAAGAAGCUUUCCACUUGUAUCAGACUGCUGCCAAGCAAGGGCAUGGUCAGGCGGCCUACCGUACGGCUGUCUGUUGCGAGAUUGGUCCGGAAGAAGGCGGUGGUACCAAGCGGGAUCCGUUCAAGGCAGUACACUGGUAUAAGCGUGCUGCAUCCUUGGGUGAUCCACCAGCAAUGUACAAGAUGGGAAUGAUUAUGCUCAAGGGGCUUCUCGGCCAAGCAAAGAACCCUCGCGAGGGUGUCUCAUGGCUGAAGCGUGCCGCAGAACGUGCCGAUGCCGAAAACCCACACGCACUACAUGAACUUGCGCUCAUGUAUGCCAAUGCAGGCCCGAAUGACAUCGUUAUCCGUGAUGAGGCGUAUGCUAGUCAACUAUUCCACCAAGCUGCAGAAUUGGGGUAUAAGUUCUCCCAGUUCCAAUUAGCCACUGCAUACGAGUAUGGGUUGAUGGGGUGCCCUGUGGACCCUCGGCAGAGUAUCUUUUGGUAUACUCAUGCGGCAGCGCAGGGCGAGCAUCAAAGUGAACUUGCCUUGAGCGGAUGGUAUCUGACUGGCGCGGAGGGGAUUCUGCAGCAGAGCGACACAGAAGCCUACCUCUGGGCACGCAAGGCCGCCACUUCCUGUCUUGCAAAGGCAGAAUAUGCAAUGGGUUAUUAUACCGAAGUUGGAAUCGGGGUCACCGCCAAUAUGGAGGAUGCUAAGCGAUGGUAUUGGCGGGCAGCUGCCCAAGGAUUUCCGAAAGCCCGCGAACGCCUUGAAGAAAUCAAGAAGGGCGGAGCCCGGAUGCAGAAAGCUCGGCUUUCUCGGUCUGGUGCCAACCAACAGAAGCAGAACGAAGGCGACUGCAUCCUUAUGUGA